Molecule: messenger RNA, 3108 nt
Organism: Cuculus canorus (common cuckoo)
Lineage: Eukaryota; Metazoa; Chordata; Aves; Cuculiformes; Cuculidae
Product: carboxyl-terminal PDZ ligand of neuronal nitric oxide synthase protein
Exons: 12
Coding region: 304-2067 (587 amino acids)
Molecular function (GO): nitric-oxide synthase binding
Source: RefSeq, a predicted model, not a curated record
GCUCGGUGCGCGCCGCCGGGGGCCGCCACCCCGCCAUGCCCGCCAGGAGCCGGUACAACCUGGUGGACGAUGGCUGCGACUCCCGCGUCCCGCUGCACAACGAGGAGGCCUUCCAGCACGGCAUCCACUUCCAGGCGAAGAGAAACUGCCAGCCGGCUGCACUGAGUUAAUCUGGAUUACCUGUGACUGUACUGACAGCCACCGCAGAAUGGGGAAGGAGAUGCCUGCGAACCAGAGAGACCUCAGUACAUCGGCAGCUUGGAUGUACCCAGGCCCAACAGCCGCGUGGAGAUUGUGGCAGCCAUGAGAAGGAUCCGGUAUGAAUUCAAAGCCAAGAACAUUAAGAAGAAGAAAGUGAGCAUCAUUGUGUCUGUGGAUGGGGUGAAGGUGAUUCUGCGCAAGAAGCAGAAGAGAAAGGAGUGGACCUGGGACGAGAGUAAGAUGGUGGUGAUGCACGAUCCGGUGUACAGAAUCUUCUAUGUAUCUCACGACUCGCAAGACCUGAAAAUAUUUAGUUACAUCGCAAGGGACGGCGCUAACAACUCCUUCAGGUGCAACGUCUUCAAAUCAAAAAAGAAGAGCCAGGCGAUGCGGGUGGUGCGCACGGUGGGACAGGCCUUCGAGGUGUGCCACAAGCUGAGCCUGCAGCACGCCCUGCAGAACGCCGACGGGCAGGCGGACGGCGCCAGCGACAAGUCGGCCGAGGAGCAGCCACUGGAAGUUCACCAGAUAAAGGGCUCCAAGAUCACGGAUGUGGACGAGGUUGGCAUCGACUCUGAUGGCAUCUGUAUGUCCGAGCGGGGAACUGGAGAGCUGCCCACUGCCAGGGGGGAACCUGGCAUGCUGAAACCUGGGCAAGCCUCAAAGGAUAAGAGCUGCCAGGAUGGCGAGACCUGCUCCCUCCACCUGGCUGGCUCCCAGCAGCUGCUCAGCCCCGGCAGCCCCUGCUCCUCGGCCUCCAUCACCCCGCUGGCCUCCCAGCACUGCCUCCAGCUGCUCCAGCAGCAGCUUCUCCAGCAGCAGCAGCAGACGCAGGUGGCUGUGGCCCAGGUGCAGCUCCUCAAGGACCAACUGGCGGCGGAGACGGCGGCGCGGAUCGAGGCGCAGGCCCGGGUGCGGCAGCUGCUGCUGACCAACCGCGACCUCCUGCAGCACGUGUCGCUGCUCGUGCGGCAGCUCUCGGCGCUGGAAGCCCGCGAGCAGCACCGGCAGCCGGUUGACCGCUCUUUGCAAAACCUGUCCCUGGCUCAGUCCCUGUCCCUCAACCUGAAGAACCACUACAGCCUGGACGUCCACCUGCCGUCCACCUCCACCCCCGCCAGCGUCCUGGGCAGCCCCGUGGCCCCCGGCUCGCUGCCUGCUCUGGCUCCCGGCGACUCCUACCUCAACCUCGUCACCCUGGAGAGAGGUGGCCACCGCUACAGCAGCAAGGACGGGGACGAGUGCCUGGCUGUGCUGGUGGGGCAGGACGGGCUCAGCCGGCGCGUGGAGGGCUCAGAGAUCAGCGAGUUGGCGCUGCUCAACGGGAGCAGCCGGCAGAAGGCAGACGACACCGACAGAGGAAACGAGGACAGGCGGCAGCAGCAGCCCAUUCCCAAGCUCAACCCGCCACCACCCAUCCUGCGCAAAAGGUCAAGCAAGACCUCCCCUAGCCUGGAAGUGGAGGUGAAGCCUGAGAGCGCUGCCCACGUGAACUUGCCCAGCACAAGUGUCUCCAGCCUCACCAGCAUCGCUGCCAGCUCCCUCACCCUCUUGGAUUCUGAGGCAAGGACUCCUGUGCGGAGCGCUGCCCCCAGCACAGAGCCCGGCCCUGCUGGGACCGGCCAGCGCGCUCUGGGCAAGGACAGAACUGGAGAGAGCAGGCAGAUGUCCCCCCUGGCCAGCAUCUGUGACCCUGUGGCCAGCGAGGCCCCGGCCAAGGACUUGUCCGCCCUGGCCAGCCUCACGGACAGCACGCUGCCCCUCUCCCCUGCGGAGGACACCUGCUUGCACAUCAGCUUCUCAGAAGAUGAGCUGCUUGAACCAGAGCUGGAUGCUGCUGGGGGGCCCAGCAGGGUCCCCACUUAGUGGGACCACAGGAGGUGGCAGCUGCCUGGCAGGGAGCCCUGGUAGCUCUGUCCACACCAUUCCACCAGCCCGUGUUGGGAUCGAGGGCCCCUGUGCCCAGGCUGGGAGGCAGAUCCCUUUGCUGUCCCCAUCCCACGUAUCAGCUUCCCUUCCACGCAUGGUGCUGCCACACAGGAUGCGACCUGCCCAGCCGCUGCCCUCACCCUGUACCAGCUCACACUGCCUUCCUGCUGCCCCCUCCUCCCAUCUGCUACCCGUCCCACCAGUGCUCACUCAGCCGGGGCUGCCGCACGAGGUCCCUGCCUUCACGCAGUUCCCUCCACUGCUGCCUGGAAGAGGCACAUUCCAGGUUUGUCACUACAUCCCUUCUGCUGGCCAGGCGGCUGCAGGCAGCCCCGCAGCAGCCGGUGCCUUUCCCAGCCCCUGGCAGGCUGCGUGCUCUGGAGAGCUUCCCACCGGGAUGCUGUAUGGCAGAGACACCCCCAGGAGCAGAGCAAUGGGAGCCCCCAGGCAGGGGCACAGCACGGUGCUGGGCUGUGAACACCCACCCACGAGGCUGCUGUCACCAACCCAGUCCAUUUGUUGCCACCAUCGGUAGCGGUGUGAGCAGAGCUGCGCGGCACAGCUGCGGUGCCGCUCCCCACAGUGGUGCCAGGCUACCAGAAGCCAGGUUGCUCCAGGGAAACAUGUGCCCACCAGCUCCACACUACACCCAGCCCUGGUUUUGGGGACAGCAGCCCCACUGUGUUGUCCCCACACAGCAAAACCACCACUGCCUCCCUCCACAGGUGCCUUUGCCCCUGCCCCAGCACCCACUGCCCGUGCAGGCUGGUUUCCCCCUCCAGAGGCCACUAACGGGGUGCAGGGCUGGCCAGGGGGCUCACUGCUGCAGUGGGUACCCCCAGGGGAAGGUGCUCCCAUGUCUUGGGGUCGGGUGGGAGAACCGUCCCGUGCCUAUCCAAGCUGCUCGUGGCUGCCGGCAGAAGGCUGCUUUAUCGCACUGGUUUUAGGAUAUUAGGAUGUGGUUUGGGUUUGGUCUCA